AAGGCCUUUGUAGGCUGGGACCACCAAUGGCCUCAGUGACAAGGCGCGUCGUUGGGUCUCUGGCCGAGGUUCUCCCUCAGACAAUUGGAGGCGUCGAGCAUCGCUUUUGGAGGAACAGGGCAACAUUUUGGGAAGUGCUGCACACGAGUGCCAAGCAUGGCGAUGUGCGUCGGGUUCAAGCUUGGCUGACCAGGGCGGCUGAGGCAAAUUUUCGAAUAGGAACCAAGGCAAGCUCCUUGCAAAUCACUGCGCUUGCAAGAGUUGCAGAUGUCAAGGAGGCAGAGAAGGUGUUGCUUGACCUGAUGCGGUCUCGGAUGCACCCCGAUACAGGGGCCUUCAACAUGGUCUUGUCAGCAUGCGCGAGAGCGGAGAAUCUUGAUUCGGCCUUGAAGUGGUUUCGACGAAUGACACAGGCAAAUCUGGCUGCAGAUGCCGUCACUCACAACACUGUGAUAGCCACGUGCACACGAGUUGGUAACUUGCCGCUUGCAGAAGAGUGGGCGAACAACAUGGUGGAUCAAUCGAUUGCGCUGAAUGCGGUGUGUUGCGGCUCCAUAGUUCUUGGCUACGCAAGGCAGGGGGAUGGAUAUGGAGCACAGAAAUGGCUGCGCCGCAUGCUGGAAUGGGGUCUGCGGCCUGGAUCGCGGGCCUUCAAUGCAGUGGUCUCCGUCUCAGAGCCUGCGGUUGCUGAGGCCUUUCUUUGGAAAGCCCUUGAGGCGGGUGCACAGCCCAGCGAAGCUGCGCUACAGAGGACACUCAAGGCCUUCGUUGAGGUUCAAGAUUGGGAGGCCUGCGAGCGAUUCAAAGGCCUUCUGCGACACCUCGGGCAUUGGCCCAGCGCUUGGGCCGUUGCCCUGCUUUCCAAGCCCCAUGCAGCAGCUGGGGAUUUCACAACUGUGGAAGAGCUGAUGGCAGAACUCCGCACUCAGAUUCCCUCUCAAGCUGCUGACAAGUUGGACGAUCGCGUGGGAAGUGAGGAUGCCUUGGAUCUCGAUGUUGAUUGCUUGAAGGCUUUGCUGGCUGCAUACGCACGCGCAGCCCAACCCUUCGCAGAUCAGCGCGUCGAGGUGUGUGUUGAACGCCUUUUGUCACGUGGCGUGCGGGACGCAGCUACCUUGGGCGAUGCACGGCGCGCACUUGGCAAAGAGAAGUAUGAUUGCCUGGCACACACCUUCGGCUUGACAGUGAGGCCUGACAUAAGUAGGAAGCGCCAUUCACGGAGCCGAAUCGUCGGGACUUGGGGAGAGAUUUCUCCGUGCUGAUCUACUUCAUCGGCAUUGUGGGCAAGCAAAGUGUGUGCCACCAGAUGCUAUUUAUGAAAUUUAUGCCUUUGUGCCGUUUGUGCAAUCUACACCGGGCUGAGGUAUAUGAGUCUUGUAUGAGGUAUGGUUUGUUUCACGCGUGGAUUGCAUUGAAGCUCCGUGGUCUCCCAACCUGGAAGGCCGAAGGGCCGCACCCAGGGACCCAGGCAACGGGAACGCCUGCGAACAGAGCCAAGGAAGCCGACACUCGUCCGGACCCGUUGCCCUACUGCCAAGCACCGCCAAGCGUUCAAUGUCUGCGGCUUGACAUCUACCCAUCCACGCGCACAAGCGCCGCAUGGCCAUCUCGCCCACUGUGACUUUGCCUGAAAGAUGCGGAGCAUCAGAAUGUCGCUUGCAAUAAUAACUCCGCGUUGCAGCAGAAACCAAAAAGUAUGAUACAUGUCACACUCCUUGUAGCUUCCGUGAGGAUCCUCAAAGAAAGGAAUUUGGUAGGAGUAUCAGGACAUAUAGGCCUGAAACUCCCCAAAAGAGGUGUCAUCCGAUUCCAUGUCG
Messenger RNA from Effrenium voratum, 1817 nucleotides. The record is from the annotation of a GenBank genome assembly. NCBI's taxonomy places the organism in Eukaryota, Dinophyceae, Suessiales, Symbiodiniaceae.